GAUCCAAUGAUUCAGGGGAGAACUAGAGAGGGACAGCAGAGCGGGGCAAAGGGAUUGAGAAAGGGAGACAUAAAGUCAGAGAGGCAGGUAAAUGUGGUACCCAUGCCACAGUGAUAGAGACAUCCCUUGCUAUUGCUCAUAGACAUACAGACAUAUCAUGUAUAUCGCAAGGAAGAGUUCCUCCUCACACCAGCUUCUAUUUAUCAUUUGACUCCUUGUCGCCCUCUGUUUCCGGGAUCCCCAGCCGUCUCCGCAUCCCGGCUACUCUAUACACAAUGUCCAUGGAACCCACUUGGGAAAGACGCGACUCCUUGUGGAGGCGCCACUCGCGGCUCUUUGCCAUCUGCCUCAAUUCCGGCCAUUGGAGUUCACAGGCGCCAGCUUCUUCUCUUCAGGAAGAGAGCGGUAUAUCAGUUGGAGUAAUCUUCCAUUUUGCGACAAAUGUGCAUGUGCUGAAAGUCUCAGAAAUUGCCGAAAAGCAGGAAGAACUCCGAUGCCCUGAAUCUGCAUCGAGGGUUGUGGUUUUUGCCCACGCCUGUUUGCCUUUGGAGGUAUCGGUAGGCAAGAAUAACCUGGUCACAGCUAUCAAUGGGACUAAUGUAUCGCUCCUCUGUACGUUCAUGGCCUGCAUUGGCUUCAGUGAUGUUACCUUCUCUUGGAUAUACAGCUCUAUGAACAGUUCACUUAAACCUGAGGAACUUUAUAAAGGGACACUAAAGGACAAGAAGUCAUUCCCUAAACCUGUAGAAAUUCUCAACAGGAACGAACGUAUGGAGCGGGUACAGCUUGCUCCCAACAAUACAACCAAAGAUUACGAACUAUCCCUGCUUUUGAAGAAUGUGGACUUUGAUGACGCUGGGCGCUAUACCUGUGUUGUGAGGAAUAAGAAGGAAAAGGGUGCCACGCACAAUGCCACCAUUAUAUUGACAGUGGUAGACAAAGUUGAGGCUGUGGAUAACACACUGACUCGAAUUAUCGUGGCUGCAGUUGGUGGGGUGAUUGGACUUCUUAUACUUAUCCUUAUAAUAAAGAAAAUUAUUACCUUAAUUAUUAAGAGGAACUGUGACAAGAAGAAGGACUGCCUUGUAAGCUCCUCUGUUAAUGACAAUACUGACAAUGCCUCCAAACAAGAAAGCAAGGCCAAACCCAAAAAAUAAUUUCCCAAACCAUCAGAUAGUUGCACAAUGGACAAAGGACUUCCAAGAACGGAUUGUGAAGCCAAUCGAAGCAAGGUCACCGGCAUUGCAGGCACUGUAAGAGAGGCAGAGAACCCUCUAUUGUGAUGUGAAACACUUUCAGCAUGACACUCUCGCAUUACAACUCUGCCACUUUAUAACAGUGGUUCAUCCACGAGUCUAGGGUUAGGCUUUGUAGCACCCAGUAAUUAUAUAUAUAUAUAUAUAUAUAUAUAUAUAUAUAUAUAUAUAUAUAUAUAUAUAUAUAUAUAUAUAUAUAUAUAUAUAUAUAUAUAUAUAUAUACUGCACAUACAUAUGCCCUGACUCAGAUAAUUAAUGUGAACAAAAAAAUGGUUCUUUUUGAGGAUGGGUAAAGGAAUAUGCAAAUAUAAAGCGGAUAUAACGUGAUGAGCUUCAAUGUAUUAUUAGGCUUCAACCUCCUAGGCACUCCUGGGUUGAAGUGAUAUAUAUUUGGCUUUAGAUGGCAUCGCAAACACAUACAGUAGUUGUAUGUACUGUAUACCGAAGCAUUAUCAUACCUCUGAUAUCCCUUCACCUUUAAUACUGACAAGGGUCAUAAAUAGCAUGCUCUUAAUCCUAGAACAUGCUGUGGGAAAUUCUUAAAUAUUGGUGCAAUUUGUCAUCAGAGCAGUGAAACACAGCAGUUAGUACUUUGCUUUGAUUACUUUGACUAUGCAUUACUACAUACGGUGUAUAAGUGCAUUGUUGACAGUUGUAUAAAUUUAGUUUCAAAGUCUAAUUCCCAGCACAUUCUUGAACAUGGGGAGACCUAGAAACCAACAAGACAUUUGUACUCUGAGAAGGUGUGAGAAAUUUGGCCUCAGUGCAGAUUGGCACUGCUUGGUAUGGUUGUUGGUUAAAUGGUUAAAAUGGGGGUUUCAGUACAAGAACAAUACCCUUUCUAAGCACUGCAACCCCCAAAAUUAAAAUGGGGUGUUUGGUUAUCUUGCUAGUAAUCUACUGCCUGCACAUAUGGCUACCAAUCCACAAGUGGAUGUCCGCGACCCUGUAGGCCCUCAGUGGGUAUUGCUGCUGCUAAUAUUAUGAAUGUAAUAAUAAGUUAUUUAAUAAACACUGGUUAUAUAAAUAUAAACCAACUGGUACUGUUGCACUGUCAGUGUUAAAAAAAACAAUAAAUUUGCAAAUGUUAA
Molecule: messenger RNA, 2348 nt
Organism: Xenopus laevis (African clawed frog)
Lineage: Eukaryota; Metazoa; Chordata; Amphibia; Anura; Pipidae
Gene: scn4b.S
Product: sodium voltage-gated channel beta subunit 4 S homeolog
Exons: 6
Coding region: 276-1157 (293 amino acids)
Biological process (GO): regulation of ventricular cardiac muscle cell membrane repolarization; cardiac muscle cell action potential involved in contraction
Cellular component (GO): membrane; plasma membrane; voltage-gated sodium channel complex
Molecular function (GO): sodium channel regulator activity; transmembrane transporter binding
Source: RefSeq, a predicted model, not a curated record